Molecule: messenger RNA, 1286 nt
Organism: Stylophora pistillata
Lineage: Eukaryota; Metazoa; Cnidaria; Anthozoa; Scleractinia; Pocilloporidae
Product: putative tRNA N6-adenosine threonylcarbamoyltransferase
Biological process (GO): tRNA threonylcarbamoyladenosine modification
Cellular component (GO): cytoplasm; EKC/KEOPS complex
Source: RefSeq, a predicted model, not a curated record
GACCAGGCAUGGGUGCUCCUUUGGUCUCUGUAGCAGUUGUAGCAAGAACUGUUGCACAGCUUUGGAAAAAGCCAAUAGUGGCUGUUAACCAUUGCAUAGGACACAUUGAGAUGGGUCGGUUGGUAACAGGUGCUGUCAAUCCCACUGUUCUUUACGUCAGUGGUGGAAACACUCAAGUGAUUGCAUACUUGGAGCGACGAUAUCGUAUUUUUGGAGAAACCAUUGAUAUUGCUGUUGGGAACUGUUUGGAUAGGUUUGCAAGAGUCCUUAAGCUUUCAAAUGAUCCAAGCCCAGGAUACAACAUAGAACAAAUGGCUAAGAGGGGAAAGAAGCUUAUUGAAUUACCAUACACAGUGAAAGGAAUGGAUGUUUCAUUUUCAGGAAUUUUAUCAUACAUUGAGAGUAUGGCACCCAAAUUACUUGAAUCAGGAGAAUGCACACCGGAGGAUUUGUGCUUCUCCCUGCAGGAAACAGUUUUUGCCAUGCUCAUUGAAACAACAGAGAGAGCAAUGGCUCACUGUGGGUCCAGUGAGGUUCUUAUUGUUGGUGGAGUGGGAUGCAACAAGAGAUUACAAGAAAUGAUGGGUGUGAUGGCUAAAGAGAGGGGAGCUAAACUUUAUGCCACUGAUGAAAGGUUCUGUAUAGACAAUGGGGUAAUGAUAGCACAAGCUGGCUGGGAGAUGUUCCGCUCUGGGUGUGUCACUCCUCUAGAGGAAACCACAUGUACACAGAGGUACAGAACAGAUGAAGUUGAAGUGACAUGGAGAGACAACAGCUAAUUCACACGUUGGCAUUUUGCAGUCCUAUACACACAUAUCCCUAUACGCAAAUAUCCUUGCACUGUAUCAACUAGCGGGCAUGAAAAUGUAAAUUUGAUGCCCCCAAAACACUCAACUCUACCAGGUGAAAACAUUUUUGUUCAUGGUUGAAAAAUUUGCCAUCUUUCCUACAUAGUGUUUAACCACACACAACAACAACAUCCUCACUGUUCUUAGCAAUAUGCAAUAGGCACGUUGCAUCAUCAUUUCCUAGCUGUGACCAGUGAUGAAAGAGUGUGAAACCUUUCUUUUCUCCCAUCCUUCUUUAAGGAAAGAUUUGACCUGAAUUAUCUCAAAAUUAACUGAAAAACUCCUGAUAAGGUACAAUUAAGAUUGUAAUUUGUUAGUGGCUACACUUUUGAAAGAUUCUAAUUGAACUCUGUUACUCCCAAAAUCUGCUACACAUUUCCUUGUAAGUUAAUAACAAGUGUUUGGCAUUAGAUCAAGAUAACAAAUUCUAACUGAUAA